CUUUGCUCUCUGUCUCUUCAUCCAGUGGCACCGUUUGAGGACCGAUCUCUAGAAAUUUAUAGGGAGACAUCUCAGUCACAGGAGGAACUGCCGGUUCGCGAACCUUCAACUUCUAUGAAAUUGCCUUUAGGUGAUGCAGUUUUUGCAUCCCCGGUGCCCAGGAGGAUAAUUUUCACGGACACCGUAGGAGAGGAAGGUUUAACAUGGAUUCUUAAGAAAACUGGUGUUUUGGUAAACUUUCUUCCGGAUGCAGUACCAGACCCGAGGCUAGUCACGUGCUAUUUAUGGAGAACAGAUGGUGUUUCGUACCCUCUUAAAGAAUAUGAAUCGCUUGUGAGCAACGUAAUAGAGCUUUCAUGUCAUCAUGUACUUGGUAUAUCGUUUAACUGCGUAUCAGUAGCUUUGUCACAUAGUGCAGUUAAGCUGAAAGGAAUGGAGUUGGUGAUGAAGGAAUUGACCGAUCCAGUAAAGAACGUUUGGAAGGAUCUAGAAAGUGAAGAGUUUCAACCACAAGAUCUCCUUGAUGAACAUUCUGGAUGGCAAGGCACUUCACCGUUAGUACAGGCCAAAAUAACAAGCUUUUCUCGUUAUGCCGUGAUUUGCCGUCUUAAGUCCUUUCUAUUUCGAAAAGGGACUUCCAAGAAAUGCCAUCAAUUUGCAUGCAACGUGCCAGACUUCCCAGGCGUUAGUGUAUCAAUUCCGGAGACUUCCCUGCCUUCAGAGCCAGACUUUAUGUUUACAAUGAAGGUGGAGGAAGUUUCAAUCGGUAAUUUCGAGGAAAAUGGCAUUCUUGUUGGUCCAAUCCUACAUCUGUUAUGUAAUUCGUUAGACGAAGUCAAAGGACGUGUCUCUGUAAGUAUACCCCUUGUCCCACAACAAAAGCAAGUUGACUGGACAGAAAUACCCACCGGUCGUGUGAGAGUAUUUUCACGAGGUGGAGAAGACAAGUUAUGGGAGUGGAUGGAUAUCAUAAACGAAUUGGCAGAGCCGCCAAGAUUAAACAAUGGAAUUGUGACCUUUCAAUUGAACGGAAUCAAGAAAUAUCAAAUCAAUCAGAAUUUACAGUAAGUAUUGACGUCAAAUUACUUUUUCAUAACACGUGUCGAUUAAUCUGUAAGUUCAGUGAAACAUUUCUAGAG
Stylophora pistillata is the source of this 1139-nucleotide messenger RNA. RefSeq lists its product as uncharacterized. Gene Ontology annotation, molecular function: protein binding. NCBI's taxonomy places the organism in Eukaryota, Metazoa, Cnidaria, Anthozoa, Scleractinia, Pocilloporidae. The record is from RefSeq and is a predicted model, not a curated record. Gene Ontology annotation, biological process: signal transduction.